GGCAUCUUAAUGUAAAGGAGAUACGCCAGUCUCUGCUUUGUGGUGUGGUGUCUUCGUGUAAGGAGAAACACCAUGGCUAGUUUAUGCUACUUUGGUACUCUGUUAUGAACGGUGCAGAACUAAGGCAAGGCAGUGGCAGUCUUAACAAGAUAUAUAUAUGCAUGGAGACAAAUUGGAUGAUGCUGUUGGAGUUGCAUUCCCCGAUACUCUGUGGGUAAUGGCGGUCCUAUCAGUUGUUUCAUAUGCUUUCACUUUUCAUUUUGAUUACCUGGAUCUGUCAUUUCAGCUUCGUGAAAAGAAGACGUUUAAGUGACUGCGGCUGUCGUUUGUGAAAUGACAGGAAAUUUUGUAAAUAUUAAAAGUUACAAAUUGGACUAACAACUCACAUUUUUCUUCUCCCUUUUUUUCAAAAAAGAAAAGAAAAAGAAGAAGAAAGAAACCACCUUUUUAUGAUGGGCAACAUAAUUAAAUCCUUCACUUCUGGUUUCACUAAUACCAUAAGCGAUCUUUUUACUUCUCCACUUGAUUUUCUUUCAGGGAAAUCUUGCAGUUCAGUUUGUGGAUCAACAUGGGAUUUUGUUUGUUACAUCGAAAAUUUCUGCGUUGCCAAUCUAUUGAAGUUGGCCAUGGUGCUGGCUCUACUCUACAUCGUUCUCCUACUCAUCUAUCUUUUGUAUAAACUGAGAAUCUUCGAAUGCGUUGGCCAUAGCCUGUGCAAACUGGCAUGGGCAUGCAUGGUCUGUUGGAUCUCUUUGUGGAAAAACUGCUGCUUCUUCUUGCGUGAUAGUCUUAUAAUGCUCAAAAGGGUAAGCCAUCAUCACAGAAGGGACUCAAGUGAGUUUGACACAAGUGAAGACGACUGCUAUGACUAUGAACAUAGAACAAUGGAUGUGAGCAGUAGGCCACUAUCUCGUCAGAUGAUGGAUUACCGGACAGCUCAUUUGAGGAGAUCUUUAAGGCCAAAAAGUCAUCGGAUUCGAGUCGGGUUAAGUACAGGAUCAGAGCAUGGUUAUGGAAGAUAUCAUCAUAUUAAACAUGCAAAUCAUGGUAGCACAGUGAACAAUAUUAGGGUGAUUCAAUCAUCAAAGUUCGUACGGAAAGGCAUAAAUCAUAGGCGAAAGGGUCAUUCAAGAGAAAGGUGGUGAACAUUUAGUGAAUGACUUAGUAAGGAAAUAAACUUUACAUUCUUCUUCCAUAUUUGAAUUAUCUGCUGCACUAGUUUUCUUAUUCUAUAUCACAAAAAGAAACAAAAGAAGUAUAAAUCUCUUUUUGUCUUCAUCAAUUUGUAUAGUAGCCAUCAAGAACUCAAGUAAGCAUAGCCACGGAAACUUCAAAUUCCUCUCCUUUCUCUAUCCUGUAAGAAAAACAGUUUCUGUACGUUAUAUAAGGACUGAUGUCUAGUUUCAAUGUAUCCAAAAAAGAAUGUUGUUUUUAAA
Ricinus communis (castor bean) is the source of this 1436-nucleotide messenger RNA. RefSeq lists its product as uncharacterized. The record is from RefSeq and is a predicted model, not a curated record. Lineage: Eukaryota; Viridiplantae; Streptophyta; Magnoliopsida; Malpighiales; Euphorbiaceae. The transcript is spliced from 4 exons. The coding region runs from base 450 to 1145 and encodes 231 amino acids.